This is a messenger RNA of Lachancea lanzarotensis, 1557 nucleotides long. RefSeq names its product LALA0S08e04918g1_1. The transcript has a single exon. The record is from RefSeq and is a predicted model, not a curated record. Gene Ontology annotation, molecular function: manganese ion binding; metalloaminopeptidase activity. NCBI's taxonomy places the organism in Eukaryota, Fungi, Ascomycota, Saccharomycetes, Saccharomycetales, Saccharomycetaceae. The coding region runs from base 1 to 1557 and encodes 518 amino acids.
AUGUUUUUUCCUUUGGUAGGCCUGAUUUUGUCAACGGCAGUUGUGAUGUUCAGUGGUUUCAAACGUUUGCAAAGGGUGCCAAGAUCAUCAGUAGUUAAAAUCGCCGAGCUAAGAGCUAAAUCCGAUAGCUGCAUUUUGUCAAGCCUUGAGGGGAAAAAGUAUCCUGCUAAGCAACACGCCUUGAAAAUUAAAGACUUAUUUCUCAAAAGGAAGUCGAACAGUGAUCCUGAGAAGACGACGCUUCUCAUUGCCGGUGAGCAAUUGGAGGCCAUUAAAUACUGUGACCAGACUAAGCCUUUCAGACAGAAUAGAUAUUUUUACUAUCUCACGGGAACCAACAUUGCCGGCUGCUAUGUGCUUUUUGACUUUGGAACGGACGGUCUUACUCUUUUUCUUCCCGACGUCGAUGAAGAUGAUGUGAUGUGGAGUGGACUUCCAACGAGCAUCGAAACAGCUCUCAAAGAGUAUGACGUAGAAAAUGUAUUGUACGCGAAAGAUAUUUCUACAGAGCUAGAGAAAAGAGCUCUUCAUGAUAUCUAUACUACAGAUUUGGACAAUUUUCCGCCAACUUCAUUCCCUAAUGUUCACUUUAUCCCGGCUGAUCAAGAUCUAUUCUACGCCUUGGAUGAGGCUAGAGUAACCAAAGACUGGUACGAAGUCCAACUUCUACGCCGCGCAGCAGAGAUCACAGAUAAUUGCCAUUUGGCUGUGAUGUCUGCGCUUCCAAUUGAGAACAACGAGGGUCAUAUGCAUGCGGAGUUUACAUAUCAUGCCUUGCGCCAAGGUUCAAAAAAUCAAGGUUAUGACCCCAUUUGCUGUUCAGGCCCUAGCUGCAGUACGUUGCACUAUGUUAAGAACGACGAGUCCAUGGAUAAAAAGCAUUCAGUUCUUAUCGAUGCAGGUGCCGAAUGGAAAAACUACACCGCUGACGUCACUCGCUGUUUUCCUAUCAAUGGGAAGUUCACCAGGGAGCAUCGUGCGAUUUACGAAGCUGUCUUGGAUAUGCAAGCCCAAGUGAUGGUUGAUAUAAAGCCCGGUGCAUCUUGGGAAGCUUUGCAUUUGAAAGCCCAUCGCGUUUUGAUCAAGCACUUUUUGCAGCUAGGAAUUUUUAACAAAAAGUUUUCACAGGAAGAGAUCAUGGCAAGAAAGGCAUCUCUGUGCUUCUUUCCGCAUGGCCUGGGACACUUACUAGGAAUGGACACUCAUGACGUCGGCGGUUAUCCUGAUUACAAUGAUUCUGAUCCUUUACUCAAAUAUCUGAGGUUGCGGCGGCGACUUGAAGUGGGUAUGGUCGUAACCAAUGAGCCUGGCAUCUACUUCAACCCCUUCUUGAUCAACGAAUAUCUUGACAAGCAUCCGGAGCGAGUGGAAGUGGUGAACCGCCAAAUUAUGGACAAGUACCUCUAUGUGGGCGGUGUUCGUAUUGAAGAUGAUAUUUUAGUGACGAAGGACGGCCACGAAAAUUUGACAAAAGUGACCAGUGAUCCCAAUGAGAUCGAGGCCAUUGUGACUGAUGGUUUGUCUAAAGGGAGAUCGCACUUUCAUGUAUUAUCGUAA